AUGCCCACCGCGCACGGCACCAUGGAUCACUUGCGCGUCAAAGCUCACUACAGCGGGUACCUGCUGAUCACUGACCUCCCGUCGCGUCUCUCCUUCGCUCAGCUCUGUUCGGAGCUGCGCAACAUGUGCAGUCUGGCUCCACAGCGCCCCCUCACUCUCAAGUGGAUCGAUGAUGAAGGAGACCCCUGCACUGUGUCCUCUCAGCUGGAGUGGGACGAGGCCUUCAGGAUCCACAUGAGGAGCAAGAGGACAGGACUGCAACUGCACGUUUUCCCAAGUUCACCAGAGAGACCUGGUCUGGCCUGUCCUGGAGAGGACCGUGACUAUAUUAUGGCGGAGGGCUUGGAUCAGAUCCGGGACCGAGUCCGUCUGGAACUGGACCGAACUGUGGACUUCUGGCUCCGCUUCUCCCAUGACACUGAAUAUGGAGGUUUCUUCACGUGUCUAGACAAAGACGGUCAAGUUUAUGAUGAUACGAAGUAUGUGUGGCUUCAGGGGAGACAGGUUUGGAUGUACAGUCGUCUGUACCGCACUGUGCCGCGCUUCCACACGGAGCAGAUCCUGGAGGCCGCCAAAGCAGGCGGUGCGUUCCUCAGAGACCAUAGCAGAGUUCGGGGCAGCUGCGGCUCCUGGAAGUGUGCGUUCAGUCUGAGCCGAGACGGUCGAGCCCUGAAGGUCCAGAGGAGCAUCUUCUCUGAGUGUUUCUACAUCAUGGGCCUGGACGAGCUCAGCCGGGUCACCAGGGACCGACGAGACCAGCUUGAGGCCGAGCAGAUGAUGCAGCAGCUGCUCCACUGGGUCCUCACCGACCCGUCGGGCCUCGGGCGGCCUCAGCUCCCAGGGGACCGCCCCACCAGCAGCUUGGCCGUGCCCAUGAUGGUGCUCUGCCUUGUGCACCAGCUGACCGAGACCCGGGAGGGGGCCGAGGCUGAGGAGGGGACUGGGGGGAGGGGCCCCGAGCCUGAAGGGGAACCCAUGACCCAGGGCCGGUACCGGACUGUGGCCGAGUGGUGUGUGCAACAAAUACAGAUGCAUGUGCAGAGAGGAGGGACGGCUGUUCUGGAGAAUGUGUCUGAGGACGGAGAGGAGCUGCCAGGGUGUGCGGGCCGACUGCUGAACCCAGGCCACGCCCUGGAGGCCGGCUGGUUCCUGCUGCAGCAGUUUUCAAGUCGGGGCCCCUCAGAGCUGAGGGACUCUGUCGUCAGUCGCUUCAUCGAGGGCCCCUUCCUCCGCGGCUGGGACCAGGAGCACGGGGGCCUCUUCUACUUCCUGGACGUGGACGGACACUGCCCCACACAGUUGGAGUGGAGCAUGAAGCUGUGGUGGCCUCACUGUGAGGCUCUGGUGGCGUUCCUCAUGGCCUUCACCCAAACACGGCGCCCAGAGCUUCUCCAGCGCUUCACCCAGAUCUACGACUACACCUUUAAACAUUUUCCCGAUACUCGGACCGGGGAGUGGGUCGGAUAUCUGUCUCGGGAGGGGAACGUGGCCCUGGACUUCAAAGGAGGACCCUUCAAAGGAUUCUUCCACGUCCCGCGCUGCCUGCUGAUGUGUGAGACCAUGCUGGACCAGAUUCUGGACCAAAAACAAGGACCCGACCAGAUCCUGGACCAGGACUGA
Knipowitschia caucasica is the source of this 1620-nucleotide messenger RNA. NCBI's taxonomy places the organism in Eukaryota, Metazoa, Chordata, Actinopteri, Gobiiformes, Gobiidae. The record is from the annotation of a GenBank genome assembly.